Molecule: messenger RNA, 1514 nt
Organism: Gaeumannomyces tritici R3-111a-1
Lineage: Eukaryota; Fungi; Ascomycota; Sordariomycetes; Magnaporthales; Magnaporthaceae
Exons: 1
Coding region: 195-1502 (435 amino acids)
Source: RefSeq, a predicted model, not a curated record
GCCCUGCGCGCAGCUUUUUCUCUUCUUCUUUCUUCUUCCUCUCGAGAAUAGUUCCACUUUCGAAACACAAACAAGCAUCUCAGCCAGCUCGCCAGCUCGCAUCUCUCUAUCACUCGAGACAAACCUACCUAUCUUUUUUCCCAAUCAUCACUCAAACCACUUCUCGCCAUCUCUCCCCGUCAACAAACGCCGAGAUGAAGUUCACCACCACCACCGCCGCCUCUGCGCUGCUUCUCCUCUCUGGCCAGCAGCUUGUCGCCGCCCACUCGUGGGUUGAGCAGGCGAAGCGCAUCGGCCCGAGCGGCAAACUCCUGGAUCCUCCUGGAUUUUCGCGCAGCUACGUGCCCCGUACCGGCGAUGCCAAUCUCAACAUGAUGAAGAUUAUCGACAGCACCGCCGGACAGCCGAUUUGCAACCCCGCCACUGGCAAGUCCGUCGCCAACAGCUACAAGGAUCCCAAGUUUCCCAAGCUCAAGGCUGCGCCCGGCGACAUGAUUGCCCUCAGGUAUCUGGAGAACGGCCACGUCACAAAGUGGAUGGACUCGCCUCCCAAGCCAAAGAACCAGGGCACCGUCUACAUCUACGCCACCACCAAGCCCAAGGACAACGAGCAGUUCGACAACGUCCACAAGAAGUGGACCGCUGACGGAAACGGAGGCGACAAGUCUGGCUGGCUCCUGGCCACCAGGAACUACGACGACGGGCGCUGCUACGAGGAUGGCAACCCCAACGCCGACGAGAGGAAGUCGGAGUUCAAGAUCCCCAACCAAGCGUCGACCGAUGGCCAGGGUAUGAACCACUGGUGCCAGAACGACAUCCAGCUGCCCGACAAUGUCAAGCCUGGUCAGGACGUCACCCUGUACUGGGUCUGGGACUACAGCACCAUUUCCACGAGACAGGGUGCCCCCGACAAUGAGCAUCUGGGUAACGUCAAGGUCACCACCAUCGAGAUGUACAGCUCGUGCAUGGAGAUCGCCAUCGUCGACCAGUGCAGCACCGACCUCGGUGAGGUCAAGGGCCCCAAGUGCAGCGGCGGCGGCGGCGGCGGCAGCAAGGCAGCUGCCGACACCAACGGUGCCGCCUCGUCUAGCAGCCUCUCUUUCAACUUCAACAAGAAGCAGGACCUGAAGCUUGCCGCCAUCCCGGACCAGCUCUCUAUCGGCAGGUUCCAAGUCAAGAUGAACGGCGGGGCAGCUGGAGGCAAUGGUGGCAGCGGCGGUAGCUCCCCACCAAGUGCGACGACGCCGGCGCCGUCGCUUCCUCCCAAGCCUACCACCACGGCUUUUACCUCGACCUCUACCCACACCUCGCGCAUCAAGUACGUCACCGUCACCAAGGGCAUGACCACGGUCUAUGUUACGCCCUCGGCUGCGAUCCAGACCAAGACUGUGACUGUCGAUGCUCCGAGCCGUGCCGUCGUCACCACGUCGGCUACCUCUUCUGCCAAAAUCACACCCUCUAUCCGCCGCCGUGGCCAGGGUUGGUACGGCGCUGCUCCCUAAACGGUAGAGCAU